Messenger RNA from Tachyglossus aculeatus (Australian echidna), 1762 nucleotides. RefSeq names its product zinc finger protein 263-like. Gene Ontology annotation, molecular function: protein binding. The coding region runs from base 195 to 1475 and encodes 426 amino acids. The transcript is spliced from 6 exons. NCBI's taxonomy places the organism in Eukaryota, Metazoa, Chordata, Mammalia, Monotremata, Tachyglossidae. The record is from RefSeq and is a predicted model, not a curated record.
GCCCGAGGGGCCUCGCCGUGAGGAGGAGGAUCCGCGUCGCUCCGCGGCCCCGGGCCUUUCCGCCGCCUCCAGGGACCCAGGACGCGCCCAUUCCCCACGCCCGCACCGAGACAAGCUCCUCUCCCACGUCCCGAACCAGGGGUCUGGCCCCGCGCCGUGCUUGGAGAGCGACCACCCGCCCCCCGACCUGGACAAUGGCUACAGAACCCGGGAUGACUGAAGCUCUGAGCCCCAACGUGCCCCCUCCUCGGAAACAAGAGGGAGCCCCGGCCGGGCAGCGGGAGGAAGACCCCCCCCGGGGACCCGAAUCCACCCCGUCGGGGGAGGACCCCAGCCCCGAGACCUGCCGCCAGCGGUUCAGGCAGUUCUGCUACCAGGGAGCGGCCGGGCCCCACGAGGCCCUCGGCCGGCUGCGGGAACUGUGCCGGCAGUGGCUGAAGCCGGAGGUGCGCACCAAGGAGCAGAUCCUGGAGCUGCUGGUUCUGGAGCAGUUCCUGACCGCCCUGCCCGGGAACAUCCAGGCGCAAGUGUGCAAGCGUUGCCCAGAAAGCGGGGAAGAGGCGGUGGCCCUGGUGGAAGAUCUGCAGCGACAAUCUGGGCCCGCCGGGCCACCGGUCACCGGGCACCCGGACGAUCGGGAAGAGAACUCGGAGGAGACGGCCCUCUCGGGAGCCACGUGCGAGUCACCGAGCUUCCAGCUGGAGCCGGGCGAGAUCAAGUCCGAUGGGGAGAUCGAGGAGGAGGAGGAGGAGGAGGAGGAACGGGGACACGUGAGAUUCAGCAUCGAGGAGCGACUCCUCCAGAGGGCUUGGCCUUCUUCCGAGCUUCCAGUCUUGCUUCGGAAGGGGAGAGCCUGGAGCACAGAGAAGCCCACAUCCCUCGCCCGAGAAGACCGUGGCCACCCGGACCCCGGACAGAGCUUCCGAAGCAAGGACGGCGCGCAAGAGAACAGGAAAGGGCUGACUCCGGUGACGCUGGACCCCAGAACCGCCCACCCCUGCCUCAUCCUCUCCGAGGACCUAAAGCGCACCAGCGUGGGUGACGCCCACCAGAAACUGCCCGACAACCCCGAGCGGUUCACGUCCUGGUUCUGCGUCCUGGGCCGGGAGGGCUUCGCCACCGGGAGACACUACUGGGAGGUGGAGGUCGGGGACCAGGGCGGGUGCGCUGUCGGGGUGGCCCGGGAGUCCGUGAAGAGGAAGGGGGGUGUCCGCUUCGACCCCGGGGAAGGGGUGUGGGCCGUGGAGUUCUGCCAGGGUCAGGCCUGGGCCCUCACCUCCCCCAUGACGCCCCUGGACCUCCCCAGGGGCCCCCGGUGGGUGGGGGUGGCCCUGGACUACGAGAGGGGGCAGGUGUCUUUCUCCGACGCCGAGACCCAAGUCCCUCUCUUCACCUUCACCGCCGUGUUCGCCGAGAGAGUCCGCCCGCUCUUCUGGCUCUGCGGUCGGGGGUCCCGCCUGGCCCUGAGACCCUGAGGGACCAGGGCAGGUCCCCCCCGCAGCGUCAGCUCAGGCCUCUCCCGAAGGCCCUGGAUCGUCCUCUCUCCCCGUCCCUCCCACCUCCUACAAACUCUCGUGGCCUCGAGGUCGGUCGGUACUUCUCCCGCUCCCAGGCGGAAGGGCGGGAUCUCUCUCCGAAGCAGGGCGCGGUGGACGGGGAGGGCCCUGAGGGGAGAGAGAACCUCCUCGGGAGCAGGCCGAGAGGAUGUUUUGGAGAGUGGAGCCAUCCCGCCCCUCUUCCCUCUCCCCCUUGUCUCUCUCCU